UGCAGGGAAGGGUUAGCCAUUGCUUAUGGGGGUGGGAGCGCUGUCUCGGUGAUGACCCUUUACAGUCUGGCUGUCUUUCCAUCGUCGGCCAGAACAGAGUUGCCAAGGCAGCUGUGGAAGCAGAUCCCUGGGGACCUUACAAUGUCGUCGAUCAUCUGGUGGUUCUGGUCUCUACUGGCCAUCUGUGCAUCCGACACAUUCCGGGAGAAGGCAGAGGAAAUCAUGAAGACCACACCGGUCAUCGAUGGGCACAACGACUUGCUGCAGCUCCUGAAGCUGUUCAACAACAGGCUGAACGUCUCGAAGGCACGACUUGAACACACUGCCGAAACGCACACCAACAUCCCAAGCUGAAGUCUGGGCUUUGUUGGGGGGCAGUUCUGGUCCGCGUACUUGCCUUGUGACACCCAAAACAAAGACGCUGUGAAGAGGAUAUUGUAACAGAUGGAUGUCAUACACCGCAUGUGCCAACGAUAUCCUGAGACCUUCUGUGUGUCACCAGCAGUUCAGGUAUCCGACAGGCUUUCGGAGAGGGGAAAGUGCGCCAGUCUGAUUGGCUUAGAAGGUGGCCACUUAAUCGACAGCAGCCUGGGCGUCCUGCGGGCACUCUACCAUCUGGGUAUGCGGUAUCUGACCCUCACCACCAACUUGCAAAACACCCCUGGGCCGACAAACUGGAUGGUGGACAAAGGAGAUGACGAGGCUGAGAGCAAGGGACUGUCAGUCUUUGGGAAGAGAGUGCUGAAGGAGAUGAACCGCCUGGGUGUCAUGAUUGACUUGUCUCAUGUGUCCGUGGCGACCAUGAGGAUGCUUGGAGAUUCCAAGGCCCCGGUUAUCUUCAGCCACUCCUCGGCCUAUAGCCUGUGUGAUCACAGGCGGAAUGUACCCGAUGAUGUGCUCCAGCUAGUGAAGAGCAAAAGGAGUCUGGUGAUGGUGAACUUCUACAGUUACUUUGUGUCCUGCUCAAAGGAUGCCACACCUGUCCAAGUGGCUGACCACCUGGACUACAUCAAGAAGGUGGCAGGCGCUGAGGCUGUGGGCCUUGGAGGGGACUAUGAUGGCGUUACAGAGCUUCCUGAGGGACUGGAGGAUGUUUCCAAGUACCCGGAUCUGAUAGCGGAGCUUCUCAGGAGGAACUGGACAGAGGCGGAAGUCAGAGGUGUACUAUCUGAAAACCUGCUGCGGGUCUUCUCUGAAGUGGAACUGGUGAGAGAAAGGGGCCAUUUGGGUUCCUGCCCUUUGCCCACCCAGGCAGGCUGCCUAACUUGGGUCUGUCUCCAGGCAAGCGAUAACAUGCAAGUUCCGGAGGAAGAGCCUAUCCAGCUGGGUGAGCUGGGUGGAUCCUGCAGGACGGAUUAUGGCUACUCACAAGCCCCCAGCAUCCAUCUCCAGAUAGGGGCUCUGCUGGCCUUCCUGCUUCCCUUGCUCUUCAGUCUGAAUCUUCUGUGACAUCCUAAGGACCAGCACCUCUUUCAGUGCUCUCAGAGCUCAGGGAAGACUAGACAACCCAAGAUCCCAUGUUGUCCAUGCAAAAACACACCCUCUCCCAAACAAGCAGUGUGCUAACCUGGGGACAGUUCAAGACACAUGCACGCAAUAAAUGCCAUGGUCCCUUUAA
Arvicola amphibius (Eurasian water vole) is the source of this 1618-nucleotide messenger RNA. RefSeq names its product dipeptidase 1 (gene Dpep1). NCBI's taxonomy places the organism in Eukaryota, Metazoa, Chordata, Mammalia, Rodentia, Cricetidae. The record is from RefSeq and is a predicted model, not a curated record. Gene Ontology annotation, molecular function: metallodipeptidase activity. Gene Ontology annotation, biological process: proteolysis.